AUGGAUCCAUGGCGGAAGAAGACGUUAGUGGUAAUCACAAUAUGUAUUCUGCUGCUAAUCGCCGCAGCCAUUAUGCUCGGAAUCGGCAUCCACAAGGCGAAGCAGAACAAAGAAAACUACGACGAGUGUAAGAAGGAGUGCGCGAAUGCAACCAUCCAUACUGUCGGCAGCGUUCUGCACUUUUCCAUCGACCCGGGCGUACCGUGGAAUGACUCGUACAGUAAACCCGAUGACCCGGCUACGGUGGCCGUGAUUUCGGAGUUUCAGCAGAAUAUAUCCUCGAUGCUGGGAUCGAAUUCUUUUGCGAUCCAAGAAUUUCGGAUUAUUCUGCAAUUCUCGACUUUGGCACUGAAUUCAAGAAUUUUGGCCGUGUCACCGGAUUAUUUGGUUCCAAACCUGCAGCACGACACCCAAUUCUACGGGACCCUCGUUUUUUCGUCAAAAGUCAGCGCUGAAGAUGUACAGGCGGCCUUGAGGACAAAGUAUACCACCGCUACCGUAGCAGAAUCAUCUCAUGUUUAUUGCCAAGCUCUGAUCGACCAGCCGACUCCAGUGCCGCCGCCUUUGGGAGACUACCCCUGCGAUCCGCGCUCACCCUCACGAACGGUUAUCGUAAUGGUGGAUGUCGCCACACCGAUGGAUCCGACGGUUUCGAGUAAAGAUAAACUGACAGCGGUCCAAUCCUACCUGAAAUCACUUUCCCCACCGGCUGGCACGGAUUGGGAAGCGCUAGAGAUGGGCAUCGGCGUCUAUGAGGGCAGCAACGCGUACUUGUUGAAUAAUUGGCGAAGUAAUAGCCAGGCAGAAUGGGAUGCAGCCAUCGCCCAAGUAAUGCUGAAUGAGACCUCGGAAAGCCACAACGUCACUAGAGCUUUCGAAUUUGUUCGCGAUGAGUUUUCCAACCCCAACCUACAACUCAAAGUCGGAACCGCGAGAUCGCUGAUCAUACUGGCCGAUGGAUUUGAAUACGACAAUGGAUUUGGGGAAAAUCGGAGUCGAGUACUUGCCGAGGUCGUUGCCCAAACCUUCUAUACGUCAACGGUGCUCGUCAGUAACUCGCGCGACAUCCGAUCCGUAUUUACCUCGAUUUUACCAUCUGGUUACAAGUUUAUCAACAUUGACUAUUGGUACCAGUUGGGGAUGGACGAUAUCAGGACGAGGAGUUUGUGGUGGAUAUGCUUGUCUCUUCCUCUGACCACACCACCACCAACCCUCAUUCCGCUGACAGAGAACCCGAUCACCGUACUGACGACGCCACAUCACCGGCCCACAGUACCCCCCACCCCACCGGGACCUCCAGAUUUACCGGAAGCUUGCGAUGGGCUUCAAGUGCUUUUCCUCAUCGACAUGUCGCAGAGUAUUGAUGACAAAUUCGGGAACAUCAUCACUUUCAUCCAAUCCUUCAUGGCCCAAACGGAACGCGCUAACCAUACAAAAUUCGGCUAUAUUUCGUUCAACCAAGUCAUCCACGACAAUUCUGGCACGCUCCGGGAUCCCGAUGAUUUCUUGGUGUAUUUGAAUUCGACGAAAUACAUCAAUGGAAAUACAUAUUAUACUGUCGGCUUUGAUGCGAUGAGCUCGUUCAGCCAAUUUUUCAAUCCGAAUGCCAGCCGAGUUGUGGUAUUUGUGACUUCUGAAAAUGCGAUUGACAUCAGCGCGGCAAAUAUCGCAAAAAUGGGAAAAAUCGUUCAAGAUAUGCGAGAUGGAGGUGUUCAAUUCAUUACCACCCUGACGUAUCCUACCGCCGACAAAGUGGUGGUCCUCAAUCAAAUUCUGCAAUACGGGAGCCCGGCCGACACCAAUAGUGCAAAAGUCAUCCAGACUACAAACUACGACACGUUGGUGCCGAUGGCCUUCCAGGUUGCACGAGCCUUGGCUUGUCGACGUGACGCGAGCAAAAAAUGCGCAGUCGAUGUGGUUUGGCUGGUCGAAGAUUCGGAGGUUGUUGUCAACGUCAAGGGGCAAGAAUACGCCCGCGGUGCCAUUUUGGCCUACAUCGAGGCCACUAGGAAAUCAAUGGGACGCUUUGGGGAUCGGAUGGGCCUGGGCUACUACUCGAAUCCGGAUAAUCGGCCCCACACCGAGCACGAUCGUUCCGGGAUUGCUUUGUAUUUGGAUGACCCAAGGUCUUUUGACCCAGACGCGGCUGCUGCCCUCGUCAAAUACACAAUUCCCGAGGAUCCGUGGGGCGUCUACAGUGACAUUGCACUUGGCCUUGAAUUUGCCGAAAAGAUCUUCGGAACCUCCCCAACGAGCAACGCCCAAGUGAUCUUCAUUUUUGGCAGAGGAACCUUUACGCAACCCGGGCAGGACUGCUGCGACGAUCCGUUUAAUAUCUCGUCUACACUUUUGGAGAGUGGUGUAUUGAUGAAAGCUGCCGUCAUCGGAACCGGCAAAAACGAAACAAUUAUGUCGAUGAUCACGGGACAACCAAAUUUUGAAGUCCCUGGAUUCACCCGCAGCGAUGCUGAACAAAUCGGAGCGCUGCUGGUCGACCAGUUGCUUGAGUUUAGGCAACAAGCCGUCGAACAGGGGAACUGUAUGCAGCCGGAAUUGAAGAAUUUCUGCCAAGAAAAGUCGGAUAUAGUGCUGAUAAUUCAUAUUCCCCCGACCGGGCAGGAGGAACUGUUUUAUGCCGUGAAAAAUUAUACGAUUGCCACGUUGCUUGAGGCUUUCAAGGGAAUGGAUUACGGUGGAACGGAUAAGCUCACAAGAAUGGCCAUCCUCACCUAUUAUGGCGAUACCGUAACGGUGGUUCAAGGUCUUCGCGCCAGCUACAACCUAACUACCGUCAUAAUGGCCGUGGAAAAGAUUGAAUUUGUGAACAACGACGCGGAAUUCAGCAAUUUGAGCCUGGCUUACGAAGAGGCCUGGAAACAAUUCAACACGUCUGGUAAAUCCUACGCUUCUUGGUCGACAAUUGCCAUUACUGAAAUGUUGGACGAAUUCGACGAGGAAGCAGCGCUCAACAUUACGGGCCCAAUGGUCGAGGCGGGUAUCUACAACUUUGGGCUUGGUACCAGCGAGAAUGCGUCAUAUUUCUGGGGCAUGGAAAAUAUUUGGAACAAGUAUACGCUAAUCGGUGAGGAGGAUUUAAUGGGACCCGAUGGAGUGCCAGCUGUUUAUACAGCAAAUCAGCUUCGGGAUUUUGUUUGUGACCAUUAUCCGGGUGAAGGAAAAUCGACGCUUCCCCCAACGACGACACCAAACGGUCCAACUACCCAGCCAGGAUUCCUACCGCAGGGCAUCCCCCCCGAGCAAAAUUGGCCGGACCUGGCGAUCGUAAUAGAUACCUCUACCGAUCCGGGCCUUCACAAACUCUUCGGCAUCGCCGGUGCCGACGCAGAAAAUUCUGCGCUUAACGACAAGGGCUUUGAAGUGCUACGUCUUUUCCUGCUAAACACGCUUCGAAACUUCAAAUUUGACGCUGGGCCGGCGAUGACGCACGUGGCCCUGUUGACUUUUGAUGGAACGGCUACGACCCUGUUCAACUUCACCGCCCACUCGAGCUGGGAAUCGAUUUACGAGGCGUUGACGAUAAAUCUGCAAUACGGACCUUCGGAUAAUCAUGUGCCGACGAAGGAUAUCGAUCAAGCCAUCCAAAUGCUCUCCGACCACAUCUACCAACCCCUGGCCGGCUACCAAACUGGCAAGCCAAACUAUUUGUGGAUUUUUACCACCGGAGAGCAAAAUUUGCAUACCAACAACGGGCAGUACAAGAAUACACUGCUGACGCUGGCCCAGGGUGGUGUGAACAUCUUCACGAUUGGUCUGGGUGCUGUGAACGACACGUUCCUAGCAACAAUGUCUACCGGAUACCGGGCGUUCUUUGCAAUCGGCAAAGACUUUUCUCGAUUUGGCCUCGUCGUUUUCGAUUCGACUGGGGUCUUGCCACAAUCAAAAGUGAUGAACGAUCAGUUCGACAAGGCGGUCCUCGUCGACAACAUUAACAAGAUUCAACCGGUGAACCGAGCGUUGAAGACGGCGAAGUAUGACGAUGCCAUUGCCUAUAUCAACGCCACCAUUAGCGACCAGGCGAAUGGAAAACGCAAUACUGCGCCGAGUUUUACGAUUUUCCUAACAGCAAAUAAUGACUGCAACUACGUCAUUCCAAUCGGCUCGACGAACUUGACGUACUUUAACCAGGACGUCUACACGGUUAUGGUGCUUGGACUGGACAAUACCACGCUUCCCAAUUUCACCAAAACUCUAGCGACAGAGGAUCGAUUCGCCUACCACGUCGGCGAGCAGCUUUUGGACUGGAAUAUCCCGGUCAAUGGCGAGCAGACGCCGAUCGUCACGUUUUUCUCGGAUUUCCAACUUGCAAAUCUGAAUCAAAUCCGUGCCGGCAACGUCACUACCCAGGACAUGGAUGCAGAUUUCACGCUUGUCUUCGACUUUGCGAACAUGGAUGAUAAUUCUUUUGAUUUGGUCACCAACUACCUCAUGUCCUUCAUCGAAAAGUUCUCGAUCGGUGUCUUUGAUGUCCAAAUUUCUGGCGUCGCUUUCGGCCAGGAGAUCCUCUACGAAUUCCCUUUCAAAGACUGCAAUACGAAGGACUGUAUUAAGGGCAAGAUCGGAAACUGGACACUCCAAAACGGAUCGAACUCGAGCCUAUUGACAACGGUACUUGAUUACGUGGCUCAAAAGCAGCUCACCAUUUCGGAUGGUUGGCGUCAAUCGAAGAGCUAUUUGAUGGUGUUCUCCGCGCAGGAUAAAAGCUCCUGGAAUCUCGAAACGAUGAGACAAGUCCGGGCGACCCUCCAACAGAAAGAUGCCGUGACCACCUACGUCGACCUGUCGAACGGCUCCCUUGCGGAUGCGUACAAGAACCUUUUUGAUUUUUAUGAAAGCGCGAGCCCGGUGGUGCUGACCAACGAUUCGACUGUUGAUCAGAACAUUGUGGCGAAGGUUACGACAGACUACAAAGCCUAUCGUUAUCCGGCGCCGGUCCAAUUAAACGAAAUCAUUGCCGAUUUGGCGUUUGUGGUGAAAAUACUUCUCAAAUUCUUGGUGUCUGGAUUAUCGAUUGAUCGGGAUUUGGCAAGAGUCGCCGUGAUCAUCUACAAUGGUGAUGGCGUCCAGGAUCGCUUCUAUUUCAACACCUACCACAGCGCCAGCGCUCUUACGACAGCCAUCGAUGCCCUACAACAACCAAGAGCUACUAACAACACCAACACCCAUCUUGGGCAAGCUUUGGUUACAUUGGACAACGAGAUAUUCAACAUUACGAGCGGGUACCGGGGCAACCAGAGCUUUGCCACGUUCUUCAGCCUGAACCCGAGGCUUACCAAGACUCUCGACAACUACGCAGACAUCAUCACGAGCCUGCAAAGCCGUUUGUACCUGAGCUUCUACGGUUUUGACUUGGCUGACCGGACACAGGACCCGUUGGAUGACGUGUAUAACAAUUUAAGGGCGGUAAUCCCAACAAUCAUGGCUGCUACGCAAAUCGUGCGUACAAAAACUUUGGCGCCUGAUGCUAGCGUGAUCGCUGGAGGAAAUGGAUAUAUCAACUAUCUCUUGAACGUAUGGUCCUCUUACCAAUUCCAGCCAACCCCAGUCACGACGUUGCGGCCCAAUUAUUCGACCGCCUCCACUACCACCAUACCUACAACCACGAUACCUCCUUCUGAUCAAUUCAAGAGCGUCAUACCACUAGAUCGCAUUAAAACUGACGUGCUUUUCGUCUUUGACGCAUCCCUCGGCAAUAACACACAACUCAUAUCCGAACUUUCGCUAUUUGCCAGCGAAUUUUUGAUAUCGCACGAUCUGGCCUCGCAGUGGGCUGCUACAUGGUGGGACGGAAUUACCUGGGACGUGAGCCACAAUGGCUUCCAAUUCAACGGGAUCACGGAAUACGAACUCCAAUUGCAAAGUAAUAUUGACACGACGACACCGGUAGCAGCUGCUGAUGUGAAGCUUGAUGUUAUAUUCGUGAUUGACACUGGCGAAAUGAGCUCAGCAACUUUCCAGAAUACCAAGACCUUCAUCAGCAAUUUUGUGCAAUCGUACACCCUGUCGGCAGAUCGCGGCGGGACCCAGUUUGCCGUGGCGAGUUAUGGAGCAGGCAUCGCCCAGGAUUCGUUUUCGUUCUUGCGGAGCCAAGAUGCCAACGAUCUCGCCAAUGCCAUUGCCGGACUCCAAUACAAUGGAGACGCGGGCGGAACGCUGAAUUUCAAAAACUUAAUUACCGCUCUGGCCGAGUUGACCCUCGAUGAAACCCUUGGUCACCCAAUUUACAAACCGGUGGCGGUCGUGGUUUUUGGGAGCAGAGGCGAUUACGCCAUGGACCCAAUCGUCAACCAGUAUCGAACGCAAUUUCCUACUUUUGCGAUGGACGUUGGAGCUUCGAAUGCUAUUAAAUGGAUCUCGUAUCUGGCUGAACCGGAAAAUGUGGUGCGAGUACCGGAAGGGAACUAUAAUUUGGUCGCCAAUCUGAGGACACGCCUUCAGGCAUUCUUGUCGAGGGCGUAUCUAAAUGGAAUCUCAACACUGCCCUUGCCUUCUUCAACAGUUACCGCAGAUGUCCUUUUCAUUAUUGACUACACCACAGCGCUCACGGACCUUCAGCCGGUGAAUCAAUUGAUCACAAAUAUGAUCGACACCUACGAUUUUGAGCUGACCAAAUUCGGUUUACUUUACGUCGACUCCGAGGUCCAAGAGGAAAUACCCUUCAAUAAGUACCGUACGGCGAACCAACUCAAAAAGGCGUUGAUCACGACACUAGACCCUGACCGUGGCGAUAAAUUGGACCUGGAAUAUGCCUUUUUCUACGCGGCCAACAACCUCACCUCCUCUGGUUUCCGGGACGGAGCCCUGGUUGUUGUGACGAUUGGUUCUUCAACACAAGCUAAUGCAAACUGUGGGGAUCUGAGCAUGCUACCAGAACAAGCCGUGUUUUUUGCUGUCUCGACAAAGGCGCAGAGUCUCGACUGGCUCCUAUGUGCGGCUUCCGGAAGCGGGAAUUUCACCGUUUUGCCAGGAAAUUUGAAUACCAUGGCAGGACAGGCAGUUCAAGGACCGGGAUUGGCCCAGGCAAUGCUGCAAAACGCACUGGCUACCGCAUCCAAAAUUCAAAUCAACAAGCGUGAACCGGUGCCCAAGAAUCCGUUAGCAAACGCGAAGGCGAAAGAUGUGUACAUCGUCGUCGACCGCUCUUACUUUGCAUACGAUUUGGACAAAGUUGUGUUUGACUAUUUCGUGCCCAACUUCUGGACCGGAUAUGAGACCACGAACGCCGGGAUUUUUACGGAAGCCGGAGGGGCCAUGUUUGCUACGGAAGCCCAAUUCAGGAAUGCCUACUAUGGGAAUGGCGUGACGAAUCGGAUGGAUUUUGAUAUGGUGAAAGCAUUUGGCUACGUCUCGGACUUGAUCCAACAACAAGCUCCAAUGUAUCCGCGGGCCCAAAUGGUUAUCUUCAUCAUGGCAUCACCAAAAUUCACCCAGAUUCCCGAUGAAUUUGUCGAUCUGCUAAAGGCUCACUGCUCUGUGUUCGGGAUCAGCUUGCAACAGAACCCGGCGCAUAUGGCUGAAUUUGUACGGCUUGGCGCGCAGGUGUUCAGCACCUUCCAGCCGCUGAUCAUGGCUGAUACGGUUGCGACGGAUGCGUAUAGCACGACUUUGGAUCCAGCGAUGGGCAGCUUCUCGGCCGCCCUUGCCCCAAAGCAACCGAUUUUCCCAACGACCCGCGUUGACGCCGACUGGGUCUUCGUCAUCCAAGUCUAUAGCAACUCAAUGGCCUCGGAAUUGACUACGGCAAUCAAUUUCAUGACAAGCAUGGCGCAGCAGUUGACGAUUUUGCCGGGACACGCGAGGAUCGGCGUCCUUGUUCAAGGGGGUGCAAAUUCAUCAGCGUCUUCAUUCAUACAAGGAGAAGCCAUCGAUUUUGCCAGUGUAAAGACAAGAUUGUCAAACUUGAAAACCGACGUUGAACCCGGAUGGAAUAUCGAUAACGUUGCGACGGAAUUAAAGAAGUAUCAGGGGCGUAUCCCGACGUUCUUUUACUUCAUCAUGGGCAUGUCUUCCAACGACGACUGCAACCAGCAAGUCAUCACGCCCUCUCAAUCCGAUUUUGUGAGAGGAUUGGACAUCACUGGGGCUGCGAAAAAUUCUCUGGAGUGUAUUGUCGGAUCUUCGUCAAAAUUGGAUGAUGCGGCCGUCGAUUUGGACCUGCAUCAGACGCUACUGCGCAAGGAUGCCCAAGAUUGGCUGGGCAUCGUUCAAACAUACCAACCAAGACCACCGAUCGACAUUUCGGCCGCCUACCAAAGUGUCGUCAUCUACUACGACCAGUCCACCUUUGUUACGGACGCUAUUUUUGCUUCCAUGAAAGAUUUCAUCUUGGUGCUCUGGAAGGCGUUGCCGAAGAUCUACAAUGAGCCUCGGUUUAGCUUAUGCCCGCUCACGAACGUCGUUAACCAGUGCAUCGAUGUCUACGACACGAAGACGAUCACAGAUCUGCAGUUAAACCACGGGACCGAAAGCAUCCGUCUCAGCUGCGGUGAUGGCAAAACUUGCGAGCCACUCCCGAAAACACACCUCGGCCCGACUACAACCUCGGUCUUCCUGGCCGCUAGUCCAAUAGUAGACGGAUCUACUCCUGAUUUCAAAAAGUCACUAAAGGGCCCGGGAAAUGUCUUUGCGGUCGAUUUUCUCGGCGCUGGAGCAGCGGAGGCGUACUUGCAGGACAUUGUUAGCGCUCCAAACUACUUGAAGCAGUGGAUAACUGGACAAACUGACGAGGUGGCCAAAUGGGCCUCGGAGGCGAUUACGAAUGACUACAUGCAAGGUCUGUUCACGAAGGAGCUGAGGGGCAAUCCACAAGACAUCGUAUUGAUCAUCGAAGCCAGCGCGGAUGCUACUGCGGAGAUAUUUUACUUGCAAAAGGAUCUGACGCUUCAAUUCAUUCAAACGUAUGGCGGAUCGUCGCUGAACUUUGCGAUCUAUUACCCUAACCUGGCGAACAACUGGACGGCCGACUUUAACCUUGAAGACAAAAGCGCAUGGCUUGACGGGCUCACGUACAACCAGGACCUGGCGAUGCCAUUCGACGCGUUCAGUGCCCGACUCUAUGCCUACGACCACUUGAUCAAACCCGCAGCCGGCUACCGCGGCGGGGCGUACUCGUUUAUCGUCCUGGCGGCCGGAAAUGGUCUACCAGCAGUCCAGCCCUGCAACGUCACGUUCUACUACCAAACCGGUGUUUUCUACUAUUGGCCGAACGGGACGCUCUGGGGAGACUGUGCGACGUCCCGGGAGGCAAUGGCCCAGAUUCUGGAAAGCAAUGAUGUCGCGCAACUCGACGAGACCGUCCAAAUGAUAUUGGCGCGAGCCAACUAUGAAUAUUACUUGGAGCUGCAUGCCGCGCCGGUUCAGCCGAACACCCAAGGCGUUGAUUUGAUCGUUGUGGUGGACGUGAACGAUGAUACAAAGCCAGAAUAUUUGACGGCAGUAUGGAGCUAUUUGGGCGCCCUAACCGGAAAUAUGAACAUCUCGCUCACUGGCUCGUUGGUUGGGACCGUCUUUGCCGCCAGCCAACCCGUUCUUGGAUGGCUACCGCGAGACGCGCAGAACUACGACGAGCUGAAAGCGUUCCUGGCGAACACUACGAUCCCAUACGGGGCUGUGGUCAAUGCGAGGACGAAUCUAAAAGACACCUUGACCUAUGUGCAAAACAAUAUGGCGGCUUGGGGGCGAGCGGACAAGCCCACGGUCAUCCUGGUGAUGCUGGAAACGCAGAGACUGCUCACCGACGACUUACCGUCAGGAAGCUUGAUGAGCGCGUUACGGCAUGACGCGAAUGUAUUCGGGAUGAAUAUGUAUGGGAGCGCAGUAGUAGCAAAUAUCCUACUCGACAUGGUCGAUUACAAUCUGAAAGCCUAUGACGUCAUCCGGAACGAGUACUACAUGUACAACCCGGACGAUACAAAUUCACUGUCGCAGCUUAUGGCGUUUAUCAAUGCAGCUCAGCUUCCGGCUGAUACAACCUGGACCGGGCCUACGCCGGCCACCGGGCCUACUACGACGUCGCUGUCUACCACGACGGGGCCUUCAACGGCCACCGACCCUACAACGAGUGCCGGCUCUACCACAACCACUGAGCCCACAAGCUCGCCGACGACCGCACCUGAAUUCCAGGAGCAACGCUGGUUU
Messenger RNA from Mesorhabditis spiculigera, 10155 nucleotides. The record is from the annotation of a GenBank genome assembly. NCBI's taxonomy places the organism in Eukaryota, Metazoa, Nematoda, Chromadorea, Rhabditida, Rhabditidae.